Scleropages formosus (Asian bonytongue) is the source of this 1612-nucleotide messenger RNA. It is a transcript of the gene tbx20, whose product is annotated as T-box transcription factor 20. Gene Ontology annotation, biological process: positive regulation of DNA-templated transcription; cell fate specification; regulation of transcription by RNA polymerase II. Gene Ontology annotation, cellular component: nucleus; chromatin. NCBI's taxonomy places the organism in Eukaryota, Metazoa, Chordata, Actinopteri, Osteoglossiformes, Osteoglossidae. Bases 192 to 1517 code for a protein of 441 amino acids. The transcript is spliced from 8 exons. Gene Ontology annotation, molecular function: DNA-binding transcription factor activity, RNA polymerase II-specific; RNA polymerase II cis-regulatory region sequence-specific DNA binding. The record is from RefSeq and is a predicted model, not a curated record.
GUUUCAUUUCGGGUUCGCUCCAGUAAGACUAAGUAAGAAAAAGAAAAAAAAAAAAAUAAAAAAAAAAUAAGAAUCUCUGGAGCUGGUUUUUCUCCACCACCGCCUUCUUGCGCGUUUGAUGAAAAGGUUGAGAAACGACGCGGUUCGAGAGUUUGGUUUGGCUUUCCAGCUGAUCGAAUCCUCCUCCCACCAUGGAGUACACGUCCUCCCCGAAACCGCAGCUCUCGACCCGGGCGAACGCGUUUUCCAUCGCGGCCCUCAUGUCAAAUGGCAAAGCGAAGGACAAGAGCACGGAGGAAAACACCAUCAAGCCUCUGGAACAAUUCGUGGAGAAGUCCUCCUGUAGCCAGAACCUGGGGGAGCUGUCCGCCUUGGAAGCUCACGGGGAGUUCGGCGGGAGCGCGCCCGCCAUGUGCACGGAGCCGCUCAUUCCCACGACGCCGAGCGCGCCCAGCGAGGAGAUGGCCAAGAUCUCCUGCAGCCUGGAGACCAAGGAGCUGUGGGACAAGUUCCACGACCUCGGCACCGAAAUGAUCAUCACGAAAUCGGGAAGAAGAAUGUUCCCAACUAUUCGCGUGUCCUUCUCCGGCGUCGACCCAGACGCCAAGUACAUCGUACUGAUGGACAUUGUCCCUGUGGACAACAAGCGCUACCGCUAUGCCUACCAUAGGUCCUCGUGGCUCGUGGCAGGAAAGGCGGACCCCCCGCUGCCCGCACGGUUGUACGUGCACCCAGACUCCCCGUUCACCGGCGAGCAGCUGCUGAAGCAAAUGGUCUCCUUCGAGAAAGUGAAGCUGACCAACAACGAGCUCGACCAACACGGACAUAUCAUCCUCAACUCCAUGCACAAGUACCAGCCCCGUGUUCACAUCAUCAAGAAAAAGGACCACACAGCUUCACUGCUCAACCUGAAAUCUGAGGAAUUCCGCACCUUUGUCUUCACUGAGACCACCUUUACCGCGGUCACUGCUUAUCAGAAUCAGCUGAUCACCAAACUGAAAAUAGACAGCAACCCCUUUGCUAAAGGUUUCAGAGACUCAUCAAGGCUUACAGACAUAGAAAGGGAAAGUGUUGAGAGCUUGAUACACAAGCACUCGUAUGCGAGGUCACCGAUACGGACGUACACUGCAGAUGAAGAAACCCUUGGGGAUGAUGGACACUCGGUUCACACAAGGGGGUCUGCCUUCACAGCCUCCGACAAUCUACCACUGAGCUCCUGGGUGACCACCACCUCCAGCUUCUCUGGCUUCCAGCACCCGCAGUCACUUUCUGCUAUUGGGACAAGCACAGCUUCUCUGGCCAGCCCACUGCCACAUAGCAUCCAGAGCUCCCUGCCCACAUAUAGCCGGCUGGGCAUGCCCCUCACUCCCUCUGCCCUGGCCAGUAGUAUGCACAGCAGCGGUCCCACCUUCCCCUCUUUCCACAUCCCCCGCUACCACCACUACUUCCAGCAGGGGCCAUAUGCCGCCAUCCAGGGACUGAGACACUCCUCCACAGUCAUGACCCCCUUCGUAUGACUCCUCAUUUGGAAGACCAGGAACCAGCUCUCAAAAUACAGCCCGUAACCCCCGCGCCUACAUACGCUAUCGUCUUCCAGCCCUCAUCAUCCUCU